This is a messenger RNA of Myxocyprinus asiaticus (Chinese sucker), 4463 nucleotides long. Its product is annotated as potassium channel subfamily K member 1-like. The coding region runs from base 244 to 1257 and encodes 337 amino acids. The transcript is spliced from 3 exons. Gene Ontology annotation, molecular function: potassium ion leak channel activity. The record is from RefSeq and is a predicted model, not a curated record. Gene Ontology annotation, biological process: potassium ion transmembrane transport; stabilization of membrane potential. Gene Ontology annotation, cellular component: membrane. Lineage: Eukaryota; Metazoa; Chordata; Actinopteri; Cypriniformes; Catostomidae.
AUCUCCGCCGCCACAUCAUCCACCAGUCCACGCAGUCUGAAAGCAAAAGAGCCUUUACUGUACAUGUGGGAGAGGAUAGAUAUGAAAUAAAGAUCUGCAUUGUCGCAUCACUGGGAGAUUGGGAACGCGCUGUGCUCUCUAAUGGUGCAUUCGGAUCAACCCGUGUAAUCAAGGACAUCAUCAACGCAUCUUAUCGACACAAGCCUGUAAUCGUCAUUAUUUGAUCUAAUCGGAACACUGAAGAUGCUUCAAUCCCUCACCAGUAAUUCGUGCGUGCGCUUGAUCCAGGGCAACAGAUCGGCAUGGUAUUUCUUGUUUCUGGUGCUCGGGUACAUUCUGUACCUCGUAUUCGGAGCGGUGGUGUUCUCCUCGGUGGAGCUGCCGUAUGAAGAUCUCUUGCGCCAGCAGCUCCGAGGGAUCAAACGGCAGUUCCUCCAGGAGCACGAAUGUCUGUCCGAGGAGCGGCUGGAGGUGUUCCUGGCCAAAGCGCUGGAGGCUAGCAACUAUGGAGUGUCCAUCCUCAAAAAUGCCUCGGCCAGCUGGAACUGGGACUUCACCUCCUCUCUGUUCUUUGCCAGCACUGUUUUAUCCACCACAGGAUAUGGCCACACUGCCCCUCUCUCUGAUGGUGGUAAGGCAUUCUGCAUCAUUUACUCUGUGAUCGGCAUCCCCUUCACCCUCCUCUUCCUCACGGCUGUGGUACAAAGGAUCAUGGUUUUCAGCACAUGGCGGCCAAUUAUUUAUGUGCACACUCACUGGGGUCUGUCUAAACCCCUGGUGGCCCUCGUUCAUGCGACCCUGCUGGCCAUCGUGGCAGUCUCCUGCUUCUUCCUCAUCCCGGCCGCCAUCUUCUCUACCCUCGAAGAGAACUGGAACUUUCUGGAAUCUUUCUACUUCUGCUUUAUCUCACUUUCCACCAUUGGUCUGGGCGACUAUGUACCUGGAGAGGCCUUUAACCAGAGGUUUCGUGAGCUCUACAAACUAGGCAUCACUGUCUAUCUUCUGCUCGGCCUGAUUGGCAUGCUGGUUGUGUUGGAGACCUUCUGUGAACUGCAGCAGUUGAAGCAGCUGAGAAAGAUGUUCUACCUGAAGAAGGAGAAGCCCCAGGACCGUCUGGCCAUCAUGGAACAUGAUCACCUGGCCUUUACUUCUAUGCCAGACGGUACCAUCAACUCACCCCCUGAAGACAAAACUGAGCCCUUCGGGGACUUUCCUGUCCUAACAUCUCCGGGUGGUGAUGACCCUAUGAUCAGAUAAAUGUUAGCUUUCAUUAAUAUAACCCUCAAUCAAGGGAGAUGUCUUCAGCCAAGGGGUUUCCAACAUGUGGUUUGCAAGACAGAAGUCAGGCACCUGCCACAGAAUAAUGAAAAUUAUUUGAAUAUGUUACUUGAUAUUCUGCAUACUUAACAGCCCUCUUUGAAGCAACGCUAAUCCGGCUUCCUGCAUAAUUCAUUGUGCUUACUGACACAAUAUGUGCAAAUUAUCACACACGUUUACCCUGUGAAAAAAGGAGCUUGAUAGUAGCGGUAUUCCGAUAUAUCGGCCGAUAAUUGGUCAUUAUCGAUAACUGUAUCCGCUUGGACAAUUAACAGUAGUAGUAGUAAUAUGUCUCUCAUUUAAUAUCAAUAUAUUAUAUAGACUAAAUCAGUGUUAUAACGGUCAUAUUGAUCUCUAGAUAACGGUAUCGGCCACAGGAAAACUCAUAUUGGUUGACCACUACCUGAUAAAUCAAAGAACAUACUUAAUUGCAGGCUAAAAUCUAGUAUGCUACUUGCAAAUUGGGAUAGUGGAAGCAGUAAAAAAUAACCUUGUAUUCUCAAGAUACAAACUCCAACCAAAACCCCCUUGCUCCAGACCUUCUUACCCUGAACCCUAACCUUAAAGCAGGUGUGUCAUUUAUUUGCUGUUAAAAUUAUUUCUUGUAUCAAAGCUUAAUAUGUAUAGUGCCUAUAGAAAAUCAUCAUACCCCUAUGGAAUAGUCACUUUUUUUAAAUCAAAAAUCUUUUUCCAGCUUUAUUUGCAAAUUUUGCCUUUCAAGUAACAUUCAGGUAACGUAAUAAAAAAAGAAAAAAAGCUACAAUUCCAAAAAGUUAUAAAAGAUGAAAAACUAAAACAGGGUUUGAAAAAUUACCAUAUCCCUGAAUUUAAUACUUUGUAGAGCUACAUUUUGCUUUAAUAACAGCCAUCAGUCUGUUUGAUAUAGCUCUACUAGUUUUACGCACCUAGAUUUGGGAAUAUUUGCCCAUUCUUCCUUCGAGUUUAGUCAAAUUGUAGGGUAAGCUGUGAUGGACUGUUCUCUUCAAGUCCAUCAACAGGUUUUCUAUUGGAUUUAGGUCAGGACUUUGACCUUCCUAUCCUUAAGCCACAUCCUUAAGUUUUUUGGCAGUGUGUUUAGGGACAUUUUAUUGUGCUGAAAGGCGAAUCACCUGCCCAUCUUCAGUUGUCGAGCAGAGAGCCACAGAUUUUCCUUAAGAAUUUGGGUGUACAUGGCAGCAUCCAUUUUCCCUUCAAUCCUAACCAACUGGCCAGUCCACGCUGAAGGGAAACAUACCCACAACGCUUCACAGUAGGUAUGGUAUGUUCUGGGUGGUGUGCUGUGUUUGGUGUUCUACAAAUAGAGCGCUUGGAGUUCAGUCCAAAACGUUACAUUUUAAUCUCAUCUGACCAUAAAAUCUUUUACCAUAUGGCAUCGAAAUCACAAAAUCAGAAUCCUCCAUGGUCAGAUUUUCUAUAGGCACUGUAGAGUCAACUAAGUAAGCCAUUUGUAGGUUGAUUUCACCUAAAAGUGUAACACUGUUGCUCUAUGGCACUAUCAAAACAUUCCUGUUUGCUUGAGCAGCCUGUCUAGCCCCACACAGCAACAUUGGCUCGACCAGUUUUUGUGUGACUCUUGGGCAGCACUAUCUGUUUUCUCUUGAGUUUUCUGGAAUCUGUUUGAAUACAGUGAUUUUGUUCCCCCCGCAAUUCCAUUUGGUGGCACAACAAUGACACACUUUAGCUUUAAAACCUAACCUUGACUGUCCAAUUCUACACUCUAAAUCAUGAAGUCCACUUGCCCUGAUCUAAAGCUUGGCCUAAAAGCCCCUGUCUACUAAGACCUUUGUGAAUAUGUUGUGAGGGCUCACUCAUGUAUGGUGUUGGAGACCCAUGCCAUCAAACAUAGAUGUUGCACAUCAUCUGUUGUUUUAUUUAGAUUUGUGUGAUCUAGCUUGUAAACAGCUUUAAGAGUAAGAUUUAAAAGAUAUCUGCUACUGAAGGUUAAAGACACUCUAGUUAUAUCCAGUGAAACAAUUUUGCUCCAUUACUGCAUAGAAAUGUUAAGAUAUUGGAGACUGUAAUGCACUGUACUGCAGUGUAUGCUGCAGGAAAUUUAACAAUUGUAGCGUAAGUCAAUGUAUAAUAGUGUCAGCCAGAUCAUAAUUGUGGCCAAGUUAACAUAUAUAGGUGAAAACAUAAUGUUUAACUUAAGGGGUAAUUUUAUGAUGUGUUAGAAAGGGAAAAAGCAUUUCACUGAUUGUGAAAUGCAAAGCAGCUAUGCUACACGGCAUAAUUUUCUUGUUUUAGAGAGUAAUAUUUUACCUAUUAACCUUAGUAUACAUAUUUAAAUGCCCGAGAGAGCUAGUCAAUCUCAGUUUACAUGGAUUUUUGAAUCCAGGGUUGAAAAAUGGCUACAAUGAGAUGUCAGCACAAUGCAGUUACAUACCAAAACAAGUUCGAUGAAAAUCUAGGAUUACCGAAAUUUUCAUUUGUAUCGACUAAUUGACUGUAUUACACUUGAAACAUCUAGAAAGUUAUUGAAAUGUUUGCAUUCAAAAUUUUGUAGCUUUUUAAUAAAUGCAAUGCACAAAUUGUAUUUUUGAACAUGCUUGAAGUGUUCUUUACAGAUAAAGAAUACAUUUGUAUUUGUAUUAUGAGAAUGACUGUUCUAGGCAUAGACUUAUGACUGCUGUUAAAGGUCUUAUUGGAAGAUCACACUUUACAGAAGACUGCAUUCUAUCACUGUCACAGCAGUAGAAUGUCAUGACAUUUUUAUCACAAUAGAAUAAAAGUUGAAUGUUUUAGGGACAUUUCUCUUAUUUUAAUAGCUGUUGUGUCUGUAUUUAGGUAAAAAAAAAAAAAAAUUAUUAUAUAGUGCCGUGUCUUUACACUAAUAAACAUGUUUAAAGCUCAGACAAAGGGAACUUGAAUAUGCUGAUGUGACAUUUUAUUGUGUGAAGAAUGCUAUGCUUUGUGAUGUCACUGCUGGAUUCUUUGUGCUUACUAACUGCACGAGUCUCUGUAUGGUCAUUUACAGUGUCUCAACAUUGUAUCAGUGCUGCACAGCAUCGUAUAUAUUUGUGAAUAUUUAAUAAUGUUUGUGUACAAUUGUUGUACAUUUAGUACAUGAGGGCAUAAACAUUGUCAUGAUCUUAUUUGUUUUAUUUGUGUAAAUGACUGUUGAAUAAAUGCAUUCCCAUAGAUGA